Molecule: messenger RNA, 3168 nt
Organism: Plasmodium fragile
Lineage: Eukaryota; Apicomplexa; Aconoidasida; Haemosporida; Plasmodiidae
Exons: 2
Coding region: 1-3168 (1055 amino acids)
Source: RefSeq, a predicted model, not a curated record
AUGGGCACUUUUGAGUUGGACAAAAUGGUAAAGAAGAAUGACGAUUUGAACUCAUUUUACGAAUGUAGGAAAAAAGAAAAUGAGGUAAGCAAAUUAUCUGUGGGUGCAUUGAGUAGGGCUCCUGGUCGCGGCGUGGAAGAGGACAGCGAUCUCCAUAAGGGGGUCAGCAUAAAUGAUCACCCCACUGGAGAGAAGGGUACAGUGCAGUCAUUUCGCAACACGCGCUACAGUCACAACGUACGAAAUAACUGUAUUCGAGGAGGAGCUCAAAAUGGUAGGAGUGGUCCAAAUGGCCCAGUGGGAACAUCUGGAAGUGAACUGGAAGAAGAUGACGAAGAUGAGGAGGACGAGGAAGAUUCGAGUUACAUAGAAUGCGUCUCAAAUGAUGACAAUUCAUAUUACUCCCUUUACGAGGGCUAUAAAACAAAUUACAUAAUGGAGUCCCUGUUUGAUAGAAACUCAUUUGUGUACUUCCUGGUCCCAUUUAAUAAAUACAGUUAUACAAAUUAUUACACGAAUUGGAACAAGCUCAGCUUUCGUAUGUACGCUUCGCUAAAUUGUGUGCAAGACAGACCUGUUAAAAGAAAGAGAAAAAUAAACCACGUCGACAGGUGUGGAAGUGACAGCAAUACUAGUGAAGGGGUUAUGUUGAAGGGGGCGCUUUCUGCAUUAGCGCAACAGGAGAAGAGAGGGAGAAGCGCUUUCCACAGCGGUGUAAACAACGAUUCCCCUUCGCUUCAUAUACCGAAGCAUAAUGGGAGAGCAGCAAAUACGGAGGUGGGAUCCCUGCUGAGUGGACAACUUCCUUCGCAAACCAUCGCCCAGUACAGUGAAGCUGAAGAUGUCAAUUUCAGGAACCCCGUUAUCCGCAUGAUGAAUAAUUUUUUGUACUUUCUCCUGUUAAGUGAAUUUUUCACCUUUAAUGAGAUAAUCAAGUUAAUGCCCUUGUGCAAAUGUUCUUAUGAAAUAUUCAAUCGCUUCUUUUACGUUAAUGUCCAUGUGAAUCCGUUUAGACAGAGUGUUAAGGACAUUAUACGAUUUUUAAAUGAGAAUAAAGAAUACCAGUUUUAUAUUUUGAAGGGGUCGCACUGUAUGGAGGACAACUGGGAGAGUCGCCUUGAACAUAAGAGGGAGCUACUCACUUUCGAGUCCAUCAUCGGUGGGGUGCGUGACCCUGAGGAAGGUCCUUCAAACGAGGGGCAAACCUCAAGUAAAAAAGAAGCCACGUUAAACAAAGCAGAAAAGGUUGGAGGUGGAAAUUCGGAUGGACAGCAUGGGGUAUCCCCCCCUGGUGAUCUCAGCAACAAGAGAGGAAUGGAAGAAAGCGAUGCAGGGAAUAACCUUAUAGACAAGCAAUACUCAAGAAAGGAGGCAGGAAUACCAUCCUGGAAUACAGACCAGAGUGGGAGUAACCCCCUGGAGAAAGCAAAGAAGAGUAUAAAAAAUGGAGAAAAGGUACUCUACACAAAUAAUAUUAUGAACAUGAGGUACUUGUUCAGUUUGUAUGAAUUCAUUCGCAUCUAUUUAAGCAAGGACAACAGAGAGGGUGUAACUUUUUGCACCUCCGAGGAUAAAUUUAAACGUAGUUCCAGCAGACGGAGGGACGUUUUUUACGGGGAUGUUUUUCCUUAUGGCAAUAAAAUCAGCUCCUUUGAAUAUAAAAUAAAAUUAAAGAAACAUGUACAGAGGAGAUGGAAUUUGAAGAGCAACUAUGUGCAUGAGAAUUACUUUGUACACAAGACGAGGGGGUCAAAUGGUCCACACAGUGGUUUACUAAAAUUAAUUCACAAUAAGCAUAGUCAAUUAUACCCCUCGUUUAGUUCCUUCCUCUCCAUGGACAAAUGUGGGUGUGUAAAUUUGUGGAAGGUCAAUGAUGUGAAUUCGUUGCUUCCUACCCGUUUGCUGGAGGCGCAGCUGACGUGGGAGGGGCAGAACGCCCUCGCCCCCAGGGAUGCCGUGAACCUCAGGGAUGACACCUUUUUGGUGGCCGAUGAUUCGGCGUUAUAUUUCUUCUCAUUGGAAGGAACGAACCCUAUGUCGGCGAAGCGAAUCGCGCAGCUGGACGCUCAGCGCAUUAGUGACGCAGGAAAAGUGAAAAACGUAGUGAUUAGUGAAAAGGGGAAGUGCAGUGUGGGGCUUAACCAAGCCAUAUGCUGCCGCAUAGACCUAGAGAGCGGUACGGUGGAAAGCGAAAAACGGCUGAUGGAAGAUUUAAAGAAAAUUCACUGCUUUGAUUAUAACACGAACAUUGUUAUGAGCACAAAGAACAUCCUCAUUGAUGAUAAGAGAAUGUCAAACUACGUCUCUUAUGUGAAUUAUAAUCUAAUUGAUUACGAUAAUGAUAAAAAAUAUUUUAACAGUGAAAAUUAUUUCCAUGAUUUUAGUCUAACGGGCAUAUCACUAACUUCUUUGAAUUCAAACAACUCCAUUUUUUUAUUUGACCUGAGGUACAAAUACCCCUCCACGUGUCUGCAUUACGAGAGUGCCAUCACAGAAACGCACACUAAUAAGCAAAAUGAGAAAAUUCAUUACUUGUUAAAUUUGAAGAGAAAUUAUAACUCCCGGUUCUACUGCAGUAAUAAAAAGUACAGUGGUUUCCACGACAACAUAAUUUUGAGUCCAUUGGUGACACGGAAGAAGCAGGAACAAAAUAAAGGGGAAGAUAAUUUCGUAAAAGAUAAAAUCAUUUCAGAUGAAUCAUUCAUUUAUACUAUUGUAAAGGAGGGAAGUGACAGAGAUAUUGAUGGGUGUAAUUUACCUACUUCCUUUAUGAAUAUAUGGAGAUGGUGUGAUAAAAGACAAUUUAAAACCUUUUUUCAUUACUAUGAAGACAUAACCGCUGGAAAAAGGAAUUAUUCCAACAUGUUUCUUUCAUCCCUAUCGGAAAACACAUCAUCAUCGUACGUCAAUGCGGAACGUAGUGGAGGAUCCAACUUGAGGGGUGACUUGUUGUCUUCUGGGGAGGUUUUGGAAGGCAGUACAGGACCUUAUUACUACAGAACGCUGACUUUUGAUCAAAUUUAUAAAUUCCUGGACACUCCAAAUCAUUUAUUCCUCACCUAUGAAAAUUCGAACUAUAUUCAUUCCCUGUUGUCUCCUUCUCAUGGGCUCGAGCUGAAGAGCUCCCUCAAGGAAGUUCCCUUUUUCAUGCAUCCCACCAAUUUGUGA